This is a messenger RNA of Cyanistes caeruleus (blue tit), 1852 nucleotides long. The record is from RefSeq and is a predicted model, not a curated record. NCBI's taxonomy places the organism in Eukaryota, Metazoa, Chordata, Aves, Passeriformes, Paridae.
AAAGUGGUUAUUGAUAGGAAGAGAGGGAUUUCUUUGCUUUACAGAAUUUUCUAUGAAUAUAAUAAGAAACCUUAUUUUGCAAGAGUAGUUUCGGAAGGUGGUGCUGCUGUACACCCUGGAGUGUGAAACUAUGCCCUGUAUGGGGAAGUGAAGUCAUAGCCAUGGUAAUAUGAUGCUGAAUUCCUUUUCUGUUUUACCUCUGGUGGGAAUCAGUAGUGACUUGUGUUGUUGCUUUCUGGUAAUCAGGCAGUGACCCAUAAACCCAUUCUGGGAGGUUUGUGGGACCAACAUAAGAACAGACAGAACAAGAUUAAUCAAAGGUCAUUAUUCCACCAGACUCUUUGGAGUCUGGGGAAGCCCCUUCUGUCCCAUUAACAUGGUGUUUCUCUCUCUAGGAGCAUCCAUCUGACACAUUUUUGUCAUUAUCAAAUUCACAACAAAAAUAAUUGUUGGUGAGGCAUGGCAGUGCUGCGGACAGGAGUUUCCCAGCACGCUGUGUCCAUCCCAGCAGGGCCAUGGCUGGGACACAGGGGCUGCCAGCAGGUGCCUUUCAGGAUGUAACCACCUGCUAUUGUUUCAUCCACCUUGUGGGUUCCACGUGAAAUCCAGGGAUGGAAAACUGAAAUUGUGUUUCUGCCCAUGGAGAAGGAAACGCUCUGCGGCUCCUGGAUGGUGAAACCUCAGGCAGAGGGAUCCCACUGAAACUCCCCAGCUGGGUGAGCCCAGAGCAGGGCUUUCUCCUGGGUCUGGUCCAGUGCUGAACGAACUUCAUUGCUCUGAAAGCUUCACUUUGAGAGGCGAAUGCAGAAACGAGAGCGAAAGCAGCGCUCGGGUUUGUGAGCCCGGCGCUCGGAAGCCCUCGGUGCGAUGCCAUCCUGCCACGUGCCCAGCCUGAGGCAUCUGUCCAAGUUCCCCGCUCUCCUCCUGCUGCUGGCUGAGCUCGCCUGCGGUGCCCAGCCCACCUACCAGUGGAAGGAUGCUGUGACGAACGAGAGGAUCACCUGCCGGCAGUGCCCGCCGGGGACCUACGUGGCACAACACUGCUCCAAGGACAAAGCCACCAAGUGCGACCCCUGCCCGGAUUUGCACUACACUCAGUACUGGAACUACCUGGAGAAGUGCCGCUACUGCAAUGUCAUCUGCGGGGAGAAGCAGGUGGAGGUGCAGCAGUGCAAUGCCACGCACAACCGCGCCUGCCAGUGCCAGCAGGGCUACUACUCCAACAUGGAGCUCUGCAUCAGGCACUCCGAGUGCCCGCCGGGCUCUGGUGUUGUGAAGCCGGGUACCCCCUUUGAGGACACCCAGUGCCAUGAGUGCCCCCACGGCUUCUUCUCCUCCAACUUCAGCACCGAUCCAUGCCAGCCACACCAGGACUGUGAGCAGCAGGGGAAGGUCACCAACGUGCAGGGCAACAAGUACCACGACACUCUCUGCAUGUCCUGCAGGCUGGGGGGAGGCAACAGCACACAGGGAUCAGCUGCAGAAGAUGAUGACUGCAAACAAGCCAUGAUAGACUUUGUGGUGUAUCAGAACAUCCCCGUCAAGAAGCUGAAGCGCCUGCAGCAGAUCCUGGAGCGCUCCCCGAAGAAGCAGGCAUCAUGGACCAGGGCAGCCAUCCAAGAGAAAUUCCGGGCUUUCCUCACUCACAAGAAGGAGGAGGACUCUGAAGUCACCAAGGAGCUGCUGGAUGCUCUGCGCAUGGUCAAGCUCCGCUCCAUUGAGGAGAAGGUCCGCAAGCGCUUCCAGCUGCCCUGAGAACAUGAACUGGACUUUUUGGGUGCUCUUUGUUUUGGUUUUUAUCUUCUGAGGCUUCAUUAAUUUAUUCAUCUUCCCAAACAUAACUUGAAAAGCA